This is a messenger RNA of Rhipicephalus microplus (southern cattle tick), 2507 nucleotides long. RefSeq lists its product as uncharacterized. NCBI's taxonomy places the organism in Eukaryota, Metazoa, Arthropoda, Arachnida, Ixodida, Ixodidae. The record is from RefSeq and is a predicted model, not a curated record.
AAGUGUUUGCACACCGCUGCAGCUGGCGUGCACCUGUGGGAAGACGCGAGCCAUCGGCAACAAGGCGUUCCCUGCCAGCGGAGCUCCCCGAGUCGAUCAAAGAAACUGAUCGGCACGCAUCCCCCUGGCCGGAUGAUGGUGUUCCACACAAAAUGGCACCUGUUGAACCAAAUAACCUGCCUGACGACACUGGCAUUCUGUAUGCUCGCCCCUGGUGUCAGGGGAGCCGCGACCACCGCCAUGGUUUCGGACGUCGAUUCUGGGAACUCCGUGAUGGAUGAUACUGUCUACUACAGUCACCGCCAGGGUGGCGGGUCUUUAACCACUUCCUCGACAGCGUCACCAAUGGAGACGUUGCUCAGGCCUCGAGCGAGUUCUAAAAGACGCCCUCGCAGGAAGUGGGCGCGAUAACCAGAAGCGCAAUGAGAGUGAGAGAGUGCUUCCGCAUCCGAGGAGCAUGUGCUUCUACCACAUAUCUAAAAAGUUUGUGGCGGUACGGUCGUUUCACGUCCAAGCGUCGGCGCUGGGUCGAGCUGUUUUGGCGACCGUGUUUCUCGCCACCAGCCUGCUCGCCGUCGCCUCCCUGUUCGCCAUGGUGUGGUGCGUCUGCCGAGGCUGCCGGAGCGCCAAGAAAGAGGGUAAUCCAGUGGCCGUACAAACACCGCCCCCUGCGUACACAGCAUCUAAAGGCGGGUCAUUUGGAGGCUUCCACGACGUACUCAAUGACACACCACCGCCUUACGGAUGCGCCAUGGACUCGACAACCAUGGUCGGUCACACCGUCGGAAGAGAUACUGCGUACUGCUCUCAAAGGGAGGAGCCACAUACACCAACACUAGGUGUUCCUUCGCAGCAAGAAGACCGGCCUCCCACAUACGACGCAGUCGUGUCGUGUAUUCGACAACCACCGACCCUCGUCGCUAUGCCUGGCUAAUGAAUUUCGCAAAACGUUAGCGCCACUUGCUUUGAUUUCGGAUCUUUAUAGUCGUCACGUUCACGGAGGUGUCCACCUAAGUACAGUAUGAGUAGCAUGCCGCAAUCUGUCCUUUUCACGAUUCUACAGUGCAUGUGCCCUCCGCUUAGCGGGAGGUCACAAAACGCCUCUUAAUCUCGGAGGCCUUCGUUCCGAUAAUACCUCUUGUCCCGACCCCUAAUGAAACCCUAACAAAGCGGCAGAGGGCAGCGCAGGAAAAUUGAAAAGGCGGAUUGCAUGGCACAGUGCUAGUGUUCAGUUGUUGAUUAUAUUCGGCGUCAUGCCAACUUUCAUUUCAAGAGAUCUUUAUGUACUGUGGUUUACUUGAGAACAAAGGUCAUUGAAGCGGCUAGAUUGGCGUCGUUUAAAUUGAUAACUAAAAGUUACCUUACGUCAUGAUUCGGGAUGUACGCUCGCAUUAGCUAACAGUAGAGCUCGAUUCGCUCAUGAAACUUGGUGUUUUGAGUCAGGUGGAUUCUUCGGCUUGGCACGUAAGUAUUAUUGAGCUAAGUGGAGUGUGGCAAAGUGGCACUUACUGACUGAUUACUAAUACAAUUAUAUAUACAGGGAGUGAAUGCCAACUUUCAUUUCAAGAGAUCUUUAUGUACUGUGGUUUACUUGAGAACAAAGGUCAUUGAAGCGGCUAGAUUGGCGUCGUUUAAAUUGAUAACUAAAAGUUACCUUACGUCAUGAUUCGGGAUGUACGCUCGCAUUAGCUAACAGUAGAGCUCGAUUCGCUCAUGAAACUUGGUGUUUUGAGUCAGGUGGAUUCUUCGGCUUGGCACGUAAGUAUUAUUGAGCUAAGUGGAGUGUGGCAAAGUGGCACUUACUGACUGAUUACUAAUACAAUUAUAUAUACAGGGAGUGAAGUGUGUACUUAUAAGACUUGUUAUGUGGAUACGUAUGAGCAUCUAUAUAAAGAAUUUACACCUCACGACAUAUGGUAAAGAAAUAUGUAACAAAAAAGUUUGCAGCCUGAAAGUAUCAACAAAUAGAUGUUUCACUGCCUAGAAACAAUUGAACAAAGAGAAAUAGCAUUAUAUUAUUAAAAAGAAGCGGCUGCAGCAAGCAAGAUACGCAUAUAAAUGCAGAAGAAACAAGAACAUGUGCACAUAAAGAAGAGUGUAAAGCAACAGGAAUAAGAACAUAAUUAAACGCUUAGAUUACACAGGAAAAUCUGGGAUUAACGUCGACCAUCCAAAUAAGGAAUAGGUUCAACAUGUGUCUGACGAAGUGAUUCCCAAAAUUAAAUGAAUAAGAAUUGAUGACUUUGUAUAUAUGUGAAUGCGGCAGGCACAGUGGAAGAAAAUGCAAGAUGAUGAGAAGACAGCUCUUAAACGUUUAAACUCUUUUAUCAUUACUUCAGUACAAUUUACACGUUCCUAUUUCUUCUCAUCCGUGGGACACACUCAGGUUACCAGUUUUGUGAAACUUGAAAGUGAUAUUUAGGAUUUGUAUUUCUUAUAUUGAUGCCCGCAGAUCAUGUGUAAUGUAACGUUCAAUGGAAGGUGUGAGUAAACAAGACGAAGUGGAA